This is a messenger RNA of Penicillium brevicompactum, 1254 nucleotides long. RefSeq names its product serine/threonine-protein kinase. Gene Ontology annotation, cellular component: cytoplasm. The transcript is spliced from 2 exons. The record is from RefSeq and is a predicted model, not a curated record. NCBI's taxonomy places the organism in Eukaryota, Fungi, Ascomycota, Eurotiomycetes, Eurotiales, Aspergillaceae. Gene Ontology annotation, biological process: peptidyl-serine phosphorylation; autophagy. Gene Ontology annotation, molecular function: ATP binding; protein serine/threonine kinase activity. Bases 1 to 1254 code for a protein of 417 amino acids.
AUGUAUCCCACCAUGCUACCAACGCCGCCACCCUCUCCGAUCCCCCGCUGCUGCGCUCCCGAGGACCGUCUCGGACUCGUCUUGGCCAACCGGCUGGAACUCACCCGAGUCUUGGGCGUCGGAGCCUAUGGGGUCGUGUACACCGCCGUGGACAUUCACACCAACCAGGUUUACGCCGUCAAGGCCCUCAGCAAGAAUAACCUGGAUCCCCGUCAGCUCAAGUUCCAGCAGCGUGAGAUCCGUCUCCACCACUUGGCCAGCCAGCACCCCAACGUGGUCUCGUUAGUCCGAAUUAUGGAAUCCAUGGACUGCACCUUUGUUGUCAUGGAAUAUUGCCCGGAAGGAGACCUGUUCUCUAAUAUCACCGACAAGGGUAACUUUGUUGGCAAUGACCUUCUGGCCAAGAGCGUCUUCCUUCAGCUCUUGGACGCUGUACAAUACUGCCACUCUCUGGGAAUUUACCACCGCGACCUGAAGCCGGAGAAUGUUCUGGUCACCGACCAGGGUAUGACCGUCAAGUUGGCCGACUUUGGCCUUGCAACCACAGAUUACUUUACUUCCGAUUUUGGAUGCGGUUCGACUUUCUACAUGUCACCUGAAUGUCAACAAUCCAACGCUCGCCCCAUGUCCUGCUACAUGUCCGCCGCCAACGACGUCUGGAGUCUGGGCGUGAUCUUAGUGAACCUCACCUGUGGUCGCAACCCAUGGAAGCGAGCAUCAGUCGAGGACUCCACAUUCCAGGCCUACAUCAAGGACCCCUUCUUCCUGAAGACUAUUCUCCCUCUCUCCUCCGAGAUGGUUUGUAUCCUGAGCCGCGUCUUCGAACGCGACCCAAGUAAGCGCAUCUCCAUCCCAGAGUUGCGCCAGGCCAUUCUGGAGUGUCCCCGCUUCACGGAAAAUCCCAUCGUCCAGCCCCAAACCCAAACCCAAACCCCCUGGGUGCCGGAUCACAUCGACUACAUUCCCCAGCCUCAACUUCACACCUUCCUAGGCCCCAUGGAACCCCUACAUGCCCAGACCUCUGGUUCCUCCUCGGACUCCUCCCAUUACUCAGCCUUCUCCCAGGCUCCCUCAAAUGGCACUGCCCUCACCGAGGACUAUGCAGAUCUCAAUACCCUCUCGCCUGUAGUCUCGGAACAAUUCCAGGAUUGCAAGCAGAUGCUCCCUUCCGCCUGUGCAGAGUCCUUCUACCCAGCGGAUCCCUAUUACUACGGGAUGAUGCCUUUCCCACAGCCUCUCCAGGUCCCUAUCUAA